AUUGCUGUUCACUUCCGACUCAGCACCACAGCGACGGAGCGUUCCUUCCCCUGGAUCGAUGAUCCUCCCCUUCAUCCAAACCUCAGCUCGCGCCGAGCCGGCCGCCCGGGCGCCGCUCCACGCAAUGCUCCCGCUCCUCCUGUCCGCCGUCUCCAUCCUCGCCGCCGCCGCGGCGUCCACCCAUCAUCCGCACCCGUUCGACCCCCUCUCCCCCGCGGAGCUCACCGCCGUGCGCGACGCCGUGCUCGCCUCGCCGCUGGUCCCGGCCCGCCCGCUCACCUUCCACUACGUCGGCCUCGACGAGCCCGACAAGCCCGACGUCCUGUCCUACGCCUACGGCAACUCCGCCUCCUCCUCCCGCGCCGCCCUGCCGCGCCGCGCCUUCGUCAUCGCGCGCGCCGGCGGGCAGUCCCACGAGCUCCGCGUCGAUGUCACCGACGCCGCCGCGCCGUCCGUGCUCGCGCACGCCGUCCACCGCGGGGCCGGCUUCCCGACGCUCACGCUGGACGAGCAGUUCGCGGCGGUGGCGCUGCCGCCCGCGCACCCGCCGUUCGUCGAGUCCGUGCGCCGCCGCGGCGUGGACAUGGCCGACGUCCUCUGCGCCGUGUUCCCCGUCGGGUGGUUCGGGGGUGACCCCCCGGCGGAGGAGCGGAGGGUGGUGAAGCUGCUGUGCUUCGUGGCCGGGGCGACGGCCAACUUCUACGCGCGGCCGCUGGAGGGCGUCACGCUCGUGGUGGACCUCGACCGGAUGGCCAUCGUCGGGUACAGGGACAGGGUGCUGCUCCCGGUGCCCAAGGCCGAGGGGACGGACUACCGGGCCGGCAAGGCCGGGCCGCCCUACGCCGGCCGCGCGCCGGCGCCCGGCACGGUGGUGCAGCCGGAGGGCAGGGGCUUCGACAUCGACGGCCACUUCGUCAGGUGGGCCAACUGGGAGUUCCACGUGGGCUUUGACGUGCGCGCCGGCACGGUCAUCUCACUCGCCUCCAUCCACGACGCCGAGGCCGGCGCGCGGCGGCGGGUGCUCUACCGCGGGUUCGUGUCGGAGGUCUUCGUGCCGUACAUGGACCCGGUGGAGGAGUGGUACUACCGCACGUUCCUGGACGCCGGCGAGUACGGCCUGGGGCUCUGGGCCUUCCCUCUCCAGCCCGGCGCCGACUGCCCGGCCAACGCCGCCUACCUGGACGGCUACUACGCCGGGCAGGACGGCAAGCCCGUCGAGAACAAGAACAUGAUCUGCGUCUUCGAGCGGUACGCCGGCGACGUCGCGUGGCGCCACACCGAGGCCGGCUUCCCCGACCGACUGAUCACGGAGGUCCGGCCUGACGUGAGCUUGGUUGUGAGGAUGGUGGUGUCGUGUGGGAACUACGAUUACAUUUUGGACUGGGAGUUCAAGACCAGCGGCUCCAUCAAAUUCACGGUGUCUCUGACCGGCCUGCUGGAGGUGAAGGGGACGGCCUACACGCACGCGGACCAGACCACGGAAGACGCGCACGGCACGCUGGUGGCGGAGAACGCGCUCGCCGUCUACCACGACCACUACGUCACGUACCACCUGGACCUCGACGUGGACGGCACCAACAACUCCUUCGUCAAGAACACCAUCGCCACCAAGCGCAACGAGGGCGGCACGCCGAGGAGGAGCUACUGGACGGUGCGCCGGGAGGUGGCCGAGACCGAGGCGGACGCGCAGGUGGACGUGAACGCCGCGCCGGCCGACCUGCUGGUCGUCAACCCCAACAAGCGGACCCGGAUGGGCAACGAGGUCGGUUACCGGGUCGUCCCAGGCGGCGCGACGGCGGCGUCGGUGCUGGACGACGACGACUUCCCGCAGAGGCGCGCCAGCUACUGCAAGAAGCAGGUGCGGGUGACGCCGUACAGCAAGGCGGAGAAGUGGGCGCCCGGGCUGUACGCCGACCAGAGCACCGGCGACGACGGCCUGGCCGCCUGGAGCAAGAGGGACAGGGGGGUGCGGAACGAGGACAUCGUGCUGUGGUACACGGUGGGCAUCCACCACAUACCCUACCAGGACGACUUCCCGGUCAUGCCGACGGUGGAAGACCUUGGCAAUCUGAUCAAGCUUUACGCGGACUGGCACUCUCGCUUGAUCCCUUACUACUCCUUCGAUCAGUUUGUGCGCAAAGCUGAGAAAGUUGGGGCCAGUAGCCGCGUUAGGAGAUGCAUUUCGGAAUUGAAGGAAAGGGUUGCCAGAGGGGGGGAUCCUACACUACUGCAUCAACCGCCAGUGGAAGAAGUCAUACCAGAGGGAGAACCUGAUGGAACCACACAAGAAGACCCAAUCCUGGGGACAGAAUCUCUGUCGACGGACAAUCAUGAGGAUGUGGACCCAUUUGCGAUGGAAAGUGAUGACGUGGAUCCCAUGCAAGAGGAUUUGCUAAAUGAAAUAUACGAAAAGACAGCCGAUGAACCUGUAAUAAGAUCUGGCGUUGAAAGCACUGAACAACCCGUGGCUCCAAAAGAGGCAGAGAAGCAUCAAGAUGGAGAGGAGAGUGGCGGGAGCAAGCCAAGCAAAGUUGAGCUGACGGAGGAGCAGAAGGCGCGCAUGGAGGCUAACAGGCUCAAGGCGCUGGAGAGAGCGGCAGCAGCUCGGGCUCGCGCAUCCCAGUCGCAGCCUACUACUGAAACCACUACCUAAAAGCGUUCAGGGUUUUGAAUCACUCCGCCUUGGAUGUUAAACUGUGUAAGAAGCAUAGGUGGUGUGUUUCCUUCAAGGGCCAAGGUGGUGUUCGUUGAAGUUGAGGUGGAAAACCCAGAAAACAUUUUACUUCCGCCGGUGUGGAAGUCGGUAAUCUGUUUGCCAGAAGAGUUGGAGUAUAUUGCUGUGCUGGUGGCGGUGGACAAGCUACACAAGAGAUUUUGGCCAAACAUGCACUAGCUGUUUGCUCGCAAUUUCCCAUGUGUCCUUACGCAUCUGUUAUGGCUCCUGAUUGCAGCCCUGGGACAUGCAGCAGGAAUUUAUGUAUGCAUACUUAGAUGUUAAUCGUACUAUUUGGUUUGUUCAUCUUA
This is a messenger RNA of Triticum dicoccoides, 3024 nucleotides long. Its product is annotated as primary amine oxidase-like. The transcript is spliced from 8 exons. Lineage: Eukaryota; Viridiplantae; Streptophyta; Magnoliopsida; Poales; Poaceae. Gene Ontology annotation, biological process: amine metabolic process; replication fork processing; DNA damage response. Gene Ontology annotation, cellular component: nucleus. The coding region runs from base 59 to 2653 and encodes 864 amino acids. Gene Ontology annotation, molecular function: copper ion binding; quinone binding; primary methylamine oxidase activity. The record is from RefSeq and is a predicted model, not a curated record.